AUGAUAAGUUUAAUUAAAGGAGUUUGGCAAAAAUAUUUCGAUCCUCCAAUCUUUAAAAUUCUAAUUAUUGGACUAGAUGGAGCAGGCAAAACAACUUUAUUAAAUAAAUUAAAACAACUUGCAAAACAUCCAUUUAUACAAUUUGAUAAAAUACCGAAAACUGUUGGUUUGAACAUCACAGAGAUUGAAUACAUGGCUUCGAAUAGAUCUAUGAAUUAGAAAUAUAAAGUAACAUAUUGGGAUCUAGGAGGAUCUCAAACUCAAAGAAGCAUCUGGAAAAAAUACUAUGGAGAAUGUCAUGGCAUAAUUUUUGUAAUAGAUGGAAAUAAAUCUGAGAGAUGGGAUGAAGUGAGAAACUGUUUUAAGUAUUAUAUACAUCUCAUAUUUGGUGAGGUUUUAAAUGAUAAAUCGCAUGAUCAAGUCCCAAUUUUGAUUUAAGUAAAUUAUCGACAAAAUAGAGAAAAUGGAAUUUGCCUUAAAAUAAAAGAAUUGAUCUAAAAUAAUACAAAUAGAUUCUUGAGCAUCUAAGAAGUGAAUAUCGUAGAUAACACAAACGUAGUUGAAUCUGUAAAAUUACUUCACAAUGAGAUUGGGCAUUUAUUUCAGCUGUAUAAUUGA
This is a messenger RNA of Paramecium tetraurelia, 618 nucleotides long. RefSeq lists its product as uncharacterized. Gene Ontology annotation, molecular function: GTP binding; GTPase activity. NCBI's taxonomy places the organism in Eukaryota, Ciliophora, Oligohymenophorea, Peniculida, Parameciidae. The transcript is spliced from 3 exons. Gene Ontology annotation, biological process: Golgi to plasma membrane protein transport; protein localization to organelle; intracellular protein transport. Gene Ontology annotation, cellular component: Golgi apparatus. The record is from RefSeq and is a predicted model, not a curated record.